Molecule: messenger RNA, 2523 nt
Organism: Bombina bombina (fire-bellied toad)
Lineage: Eukaryota; Metazoa; Chordata; Amphibia; Anura; Bombinatoridae
Product: membrane primary amine oxidase-like
Exons: 4
Coding region: 63-2348 (761 amino acids)
Biological process (GO): amine metabolic process
Cellular component (GO): plasma membrane
Molecular function (GO): primary methylamine oxidase activity; quinone binding; copper ion binding
Source: RefSeq, a predicted model, not a curated record
UGCCAAGAUCUGGGACUUCAAACAUUUUCAGAAAAGAGGAGAAGAGACAUCGACAGCCAAAGAUGUAUACAAAAUGUUUUACUGUAAUUAUGGUGGUAGCUUUUGCAGUAAUUGUAGCCUUGGUGUGUGUGCUGCUGCUAGGUUCUAAAACAAAGACUUGUAACUUUGAAAGUCUGAAUCCUCCUCUAAUGAAACACGAUGACCAGAGCUUGGUAUUUGCAGAUUUGACACCUCAUGAAAUUACAGAAGUGGUAGAUUACCUGAAUAGGAACCUCAAGGUGAAUUUAGUGAGCAUCUCCAAAGCUAAUCCUGAUUCCAACAGCAUAUAUUCAGUGCAAUUGCAACUUCCCAAGAAACAAGAUGUUUUGCUAUAUUUAGAUCACGGCAAACCAAAACCUCCAAGAGAGGCUUUAGUGGUUGUUUAUUUUGGAAACAAUAAGGAUCCUGAAAUUAAAGAAUUUGUGGUGGGACCUCUCCCCAACCCAACUAACUUUAAAGAUGUUACUCAAGAGAAAUACAAAAACAAACUUCCUUAUUACCGUCGGCCAGUAAUAGGCAAUGAGUAUGGUCAGGUGCACACCUAUAUGUUGAAAAAGGAGUUUCCAAAUGCACCAACGUUCCUAAAGGACAUUUUAAAUUAUGAUUACUCAGAUGCUAAAUUUUUAUCUGCUUUGACUUCAGCCCCUCGAGGAUAUAAAUCUGGAGACAGAAGUACCUGGUAUGGUCUUUUCUUUAACAUACCAGGCAGUGGUUACUAUGUGCAUCCAAUAGGAUUGGAAGUUUUGAUGAAUCAUAAAAACCUUAAUGUCAGUAAAUGGAGUGUAGAGCAAAUUUUUUAUAAUGGGCAAUUCUUUAAAAACUUUGCUGAAUUAGAGGGCAAAUACUUAAAAGGUGAAGUAAAAAUUGUAAAAAUGAGAAAGCCUGGCCCUGAAGAAAAUAUUGCUUCUCUAAAACCCCCGAAAAGUACUGUGACUGAUAUACCCAUGCAAUAUGAGCCUAAAGGUCCACGUUACAGUGUAAAAAACAACCAGGUUUUAUACCAGCACUGGAGUUUAGCUUUUGGAGUCAAUGUAAAUUCAGGUCUUAGGUUAUUUGAUAUUAAAUUCAAGGGAGAGAGAAUAGUGUAUGAACUGAGUAUCCAAGAAGCCAUUUCAAUAUAUGGUUCCAAUUCCCCAGCAGGGAUGUUAACAAGAUACAUGGAUAGCAACUUUGGGAUCGGCCGCUUUGUCUUUCAGCUUGUGCGUGGCAUUGACUGUCCAUACUUUGCUACCUAUAUAGACACCUAUCACAUGCUUGACUCGGAUACCUGGGUACAAAACAAAGACUCCAUUUGCGUCUUUGAACUCAACUCUGGCCUUCCUUUGAGGCGUCAUUUCUCAAGCUUAGAAUCAUUUUAUUAUGGGGGCUUGGCCAACACUGUUCUGGUUAUAAGAGCCAUUUCUACUCUAGGAAACUAUGAUUAUGUGUUUGAUUUCAUAUUUUAUCAAAAUGGUGCUAUUGAGACCAAAGUCCAUGCAACAGGCUAUAUCAGCUCAUCUUUCUAUAUGGAAGGGGGAACAGAUUAUGGAAAUAGAGUGGGACCACAUACGUUGGGGACCAUCCAUACCCACUUUAUCAAUUACAAAGUGGACCUGGAUGUUGGAGGAACCAAUAACUCACUGGUUGCUCAUGAUAUGGAGUUUGAGCCCUUUACUGUUCCAUGGAAUCCAGAAAUGCAAAUACAAAGGACAAAGCUCACCAGGAAAACGUUGGACUCUGAAAAUGAGGCAGCUUUUGAGUUACAUUCCAGCAUGCCUCGAUACAUGCAAUUUGCUAGCAAUAAGAAGAACAAAUGGGGCCAUGAGAGGUCCUACAGAAUCCAGAUGGUCAGCUUUGCUGGGGACUUUCUGCCAGAGGCCAGUUCAGUUCACAACUCAAUGAACUGGGCCAAGUACAAGCUGGCAGUCACAAAGCGCAAAGAUGAGGAGCCUCAAAGUAGCAGCAUCUACAACCAAAAUGACCCCUGGUCCCCAACUGUCAAAUUUUCUAGCUUCAUCGAUAAUGAAAGUAUCAAAGAUCAGGAUCUGGUAGCCUGGAUAACAGCUGGGUUCCUGCACAUCCCCCAUUCAGAAGAUAUUCCCAACACGGUUACUGCAGGAAAUGGAGUGGGCUUUUACCUUAGACCCUAUAAUUACUUCAAUGAAGACCCUUCAGUUCACUCUCAUGAUGCUGUUUAUUUCCAGCCCCACGAUAAAUACAACUCAUGUAGUGUUAACCCAUUGGCAUGCCUGGCUAACACUGCCUCAUGUUCCCCCGAUAUACCUCCAUUUACCUAUAAUGGAUUUGACAACCAUCUUAUAGAUAUUUGAUAGAUUUGACUCUUCUCUGCAAUAUGAAUUGUGCACUUUCUAAAGGGACAGUAAAGUCAAAUGUAAUCUUUCAGAUAGAACAUGCAGUUUUUAACAACUUUCCUAUUAUCUAAUGUGCUUAAAGUGUCAGUAAACAUUAAAAAUAAUGUUAUAUAAUCCUGCACAUAGUGCAGAA